GGUGCCGCCUACAGAGUCAGUGUUAGUUUAUACUUGAUAACUGUGGAAGUCGUAUAUGUAUAUAUUUUCUGAUGGCGCCGACACCGCCCGUAAAGAUUAUAAUGAAAAACGAAUGUGAUACAAAUCGUAGUACCGGAGCAGUACCCAAACAAGCAACCACCGUAACAACAGCUACAAUAACACCGCCGGCAACCAUAAACACAACGCCGCCCACGACCAGGUCCAGCGCCAGCCGUGCCCGCAACUCGUCCCUGAUCAAGCAACAACAGGAGCACCAGCAGCGGGAGCGAGAAGAGGAAAUCGCGGCACGAAUACAGCGCGGCACCUGUAAAACGCUAUACGAUCUGCUGGAACGUGCAACGACAACAAAAACAGAAUACAGCACCCAGCAACAGGAGCAACGCGAGGCACUGCGUCAGUUGGCCGCGGAACACAGUUACGAUCCAACAGAUCAACUACAGGAGCAGCAUCAACGCUAUUGCUUUCCUGUGCGUCCAGUGCAACGAGUGCAGCAUCAGCAACAGCCCUCAACAACAGCAGGCGUACUGCGUCUGCGUCCGCCAACGACACCCAAUGCCACAGUAGGUGUCGUCACACCCAACACGACCAACGGAAACGAGGAACAGCAAGCCAUAACCAGCAGCACGAGCGUCAAUAACAAUUAUCAAGCGCCCACAGCUUUGCAAACUGUUGUUCAUCGACUCUUUGGUUCAACGCAGGGCUCAACACGCUCACAGAUUGAAGUCUUGCGCACAUUGCUUGGCUUGGAGGAAAAUUGGAGCAGCGGCAGCAACGGACAACAGACAGCAGGCAGUUUAGUAGAGCAUUUGGGCAACAUGGUUCAUGAAAACAAUCCCAGCACCAGCGAAAAGGAUGAAGGCAUUGUCAAUUCGACUAGCCUAGAGGAUGUUGCAUUAAGUGAGAUGAGCGACAACCGCGCCCAGUCUAUUCAAUCGCUGCACAGUGCCAUGGAAACACCAACGCCGGAUACUACGCCCAGUUUUGAUGACCUGCAGCAGCGCUUGGAUGCCUCAAAUCGCAAUAUGCAACAUUUGCAGGAUGAGCAGCAAAAGUUGCUGCAAAUACAAAACAUGGCUAAGACACACCUCAACGAAAUGGAGCAUCUGCGCCAACAGGCCGGACGCCUGCCGCACAACGGUAAUGGGGAUGCGCCAAACUAUGAAUCUGUUCAACAAGUCCAAGAUGACAUGGCCUCGCUUGUGGGACGGAUGAAGAAUCUCACGGCUUUUAUACACAAUCAAAAUGAAUUAAGCAGCGUGCUGGGCGAUGAUGGUCCUGAGAUUUUGGCCGAACAGCAGGCGCUGCAACAGAAACUGGAAUCGUUGCGUACGCAGCGAGAGGAUAUGCGAGAUUUGGUAAAUGAGCUAAACUGCAUUAAUCGCAAGGCCAAAGAGAAGGUACAAGCGGUGCGUGCCGCCAGCCAGGAGGCAGACAUGCCAAAGGAGCUAACACCAACAAAACAGCAACCCAAGCCCAGCAAUGAGCGCGUUGUACCCGUUGAGUAUCAGCGCAAUGUACCCAUCUUGCGGCAGGAGGCGAGCAUGGCUGCACAGCGUGCUCAACACGCUCAAAAAAUGAUUGACCAGAAGACUGCCGACAUUGAUGCGCUUAAAGCACAAAUGAACAGACUGAAGGGCAUGCUAAAUACUGUCAGUCAGAUUGAGGCGGGCACUCCCGACAUCGGUGAGGCAUUGGAGCGCCACAGCGCCGAGCGACAUGAGCAACGGCCCCGGGAUCUUUCACAGCGUGUACAUGCCUUAAACGACGUGACAUCGGAGCUGCGCGCUGAAGCGGCUUGCUUACAGCAGGAACGUGAUCGAAUUACUGCAUUAAAAGCCGAAAUUGAACGUCGCAAGAAGCAGGCCGCAGCUGCAGUACAAAUGGGUGAUGAGGCGCUUCAGCGGAACAGUUUAACGCCAACGCCUAUCAGACAGCGUGAAAUGGAUGAGCAAGAGCAGGAGGAAAUUUCAACGAGCCGAGCGCAGUUGCCUACGCGAAAUGAGUUGCGUUCGCAAUGUGAGAACUUGCGACAGGAGUACGAGCAUAAGCAGCGCGAGUAUGAUGCGUUUUUCAUGAACAACAAUAGCAACAGCGGCAACAACAAUAUUAUCAGCAAUAAUAACACGAACACCACUUCAGAAGCUGAUGAUGAAGGCAACGAUGACACCGAUAGCGAUAGAUAUUUUGCACAUAUGCGAACUUCGUCUUCGGCUACCCUAAAGCGGACUCCCUCAGCUAGUACCGUUGUGGAGAGACAUCAACAGCAGCAGCAGCAGCAGCAGCAACAUCAUCAUCAACAGCAACAGCAACUUCAACAGCAGCAGCAACAUCAACAGCAGCAACUUCAGCAGCAGCAAGAUCAGCAACAACGACGUACUCAACAAAAACAUCAGUCGGAGCAACAGCAACCUCCCAAUGCUCAAUCCAUGUCAAACAAUGAGGAGGAUUUGAACAUGACCAUUGACAGCCUGUCGCUAGGUAAUGACAGUCUGCAGUCGAGCAGCACCCGAUCCCAAUAUAUGCCGCCGCCAAUGGCACCCGUUCAGGGCAUGUGGAACACACAUAAUGCUGGUAAUUCUUGGCAUUCACAGCCUGCCUAUAUGCCAGCAACUCCCACCAGUGGUCCGCCAGCUCCGGGUGCGGCCGCCUCUUCACAGGCUUCGAGUGCCAAUCCAACGCCGGAUGCUGUGCUGCUACAGCAGUUUAUGCAAACUCAGCAAAUGCUCAUCAACUCGGUCUGUCAGUGCAACCAGACUUUGUGGCAUCAGCAGCGUGAGAUUGAUGGCCUCAACAGUCAGAUACAUUCGCUGCAGGAACGUCUGAAUGCCUCGUGCCAAGAGCACGCCUUUAGUCUUCGCUCGGAGUCUGUGCCGCCAGUUGCUGGGGGUCUUCCACCCAACAAUCUCUGCCUGGGCGGCAGCGCUCGCGCCCAAUCGGAGCAGAUGUAUAGCUUUGGGGCUGCGCAUCAAAGCGCCUUCAGCAACUAUCAGCGUAGCAGUCAUCGCAACAAUAUCUACAGUGGCAGCGACCAUCAGCCGCAAACAUAUUUAAACAAUGCCGCGCCACCGCCGCCGCCGCCGCCAACACACUAUAACAACGAAACACCGUUGUCGCCGCCCUCGUAUCGCGCCAGUCCGGGACCGAUAUUUAUGAAUCAUCAUAACAAUACCAUACACCAGAACAACGCAAAUUUGCGUACACAGAAUCAGCAUGCGAACAAUUUGCAUUCGUUGCCAGAGGAUGCAGUUCCACCGCCCACACUGAAUAAUCAGGUGCCACCGGGCAAUCGCGCCAACAACUACUGGGAUAACUUCCGAAGCUAUACGCGUCAGAAUUUGCUUUCUAACAAAAGCAAUGAGGAACUCAAUGUGGAGCAUCAAUAUCGUCAAAUACAGCGACAACGUCAGCGUCCCAGUUACUUUCAUCUACCACACACCGCACGCAGUGGCCCAAGCAGCUUAUUACUACAGCAGCAGCAACAACAGCAACAACAACAGCAGCAGCAGCAGCAGCAACAACAGCAGCAGCAACAACAGGCACAGACGCAUCGCCACUUUUAUGAGGCAUCAGCACAGCAGCAUCUGCACAACAGCAGCAACAGCAACAACUUGAACAACAGCAACAGCAGCAAUCGCGAUUGGCGCAACAAUGCCCACGAGGAGGACGAUGUCGAGGAUGAUGAUAAUAAUGAUACUGCUAUGUACGGCAGCAGUGGAGGCAGACGCCGCAAUCGUCGUCGUCAGAUGCCUACGCUGCGUGACGAAGAGACUGCUUUGCAGGAGCUCGCUAGCUCUGGAUCAUCUAACUUUUUCAACAUGAAUGUGAAUAGUCCACUAUAUCAGCGCAAUAAGGUUCCAGCUAAGCCAACUACGUCGGCUGUGUCUCUAACGCCUUUGCAGCAACGUCAUCUGAGAUUUGAUUUCGAGCUGCCUGCUCAAUAUAUGGACUACGAUCUGCCGGUGCCGCCAGCCUUGCAGGUACCGCCAGUCGCUCCUUUAUACAAUGUUACAGGACAGGAGUCCGUUAUUCCAGAUGAGUCGAAUGCGAUGCUGGAACAAACAGAGGAGACGGCUUCGGAAGAGUUAAACCGUAACUUGCUUGUGAAUGCAUUAAAAAAUGAUAAAUUUACCACAAAAUUUUACGAAUCCAUCAAGGAGGAUGUGUAUAGAAGAUUAGAAACUCUUUUCGAGCAGCAACAACAACAGCAGCAGCAGCAACAGUUGCAACAGCAACAAGGCGAACAGCAACUUUAUAACGAAGUGCAUAGUCUGCGCAAGACGCUCAAUCAGGGGCAGGUACCCAGUGCCCAGCCGGGCGAGAAUGGAACUGUAAGUGAGCUAACGGAGGCCACGGAAAGUGGCAAUGAAUCGUUGCAGGAACAGCUUGCUAACGACAGGCCCGAGGAUGAAAACAGCUUGCCAAUGCAGGCAGUUCCAGCAGCAGCAGCUGCUGCAGCUGGAUCAGCAUCAGUGGAGGAACAUUCAGAGGCAGCUGCUGGACCUGCGCCCUUGGAUAACGAAGAUCAAAUAAUUGAGGUGGUCAUUGAACGUGCCGCCACGCCUGCGGCCAGCAUUGAGUUGUCGCCCGAUCACGAGCUUAUUGAGUACAUAAUCAAACGUAUACGCAACCAGACGCAUAACAAUACCAUCAUCAAUGAUUCGCUGUUGGCUGAGGUUUCCAAGUUGACUGCCAAUGCGGCACAAAACUCCGCAGCCAGCUGGACGCCAAAUGCCGCCUCGCCGCUCAUCUCUCCCAAACGCAUCUAUGCAAAGAUCAAGAAGAUGGAAAUGCCACGACAGCGCGAUGAGUUUUUGCUCUGGUAUCGCUCAUAUCUGGAGCAGCUGUUUGUGGUCGAGCAGCCGAGCACUGGCAGCACGCCGAAAAUCAAGAGUAAGGAGGAAAGAGUUGCCCCGGUGAGCAACAAAAAACAGGUCAAUAAACGCGUGCGUGCCCAGUCGCAUUCGCAGGAUUCCAACAAUGAUGCAGACUUGGCCGAGGCAGAUCAGAAAAAGGUUACGUUAAACGGCGGCGACACGGAAUGCGAGAAUAAUGAGAAUCCCGACGAGGAGGCCAGCGCAGCUGCAGCUCAAGAAACGCAGAAUAUCAGCUUAGAUUAAAAUAAGUUAGCUAGUCCU
This is a messenger RNA of Drosophila novamexicana, 5156 nucleotides long. RefSeq lists its product as uncharacterized. The record is from RefSeq and is a predicted model, not a curated record. The transcript has 9 exons. NCBI's taxonomy places the organism in Eukaryota, Metazoa, Arthropoda, Insecta, Diptera, Drosophilidae. The coding region runs from base 72 to 5138 and encodes 1688 amino acids.